AUGAAGAUCUGGACCUCAGAGCAUGUCUUCGACCACCCCUGGGAAAUAGUCACAACGGCUGAGAUGCAGAAGUACCCCAACCCGAUGAACCCCAGCGUGGUGGGCGGCGACGUCCUGCACAGGCACGUGGACCCCUCGGGUAAGCUGCACAGCCUGCGGCUUCUGAGCACGGACUGGGGCCUGCCUUCUGUGGUGCGUAAUAUUUCCUUUACAAAUGUGGUCUCUGUGGACGAGAGGCUCAUCUACAAGCCUCAUCCUCAGCACGCGGGCAAAACGAUUCUCACUCAGGAAGCCAUCAUCACCGUCAAGGGCGUCAGCCUCAGCAGCUACCUGGAAAGUCUCACGGCGGGUACCAUCUCUUCCAACGCUAGCAAAGGUCGAGAAGCCAUAGAAUGGGUAAUAAACAAAUUAAACGCUGAGAUUGUAGAAUUGACGGCCUCCACUAGAGGAAGCAUAAGGACGCCGAUGGCAGAGGCAGCAUUUGGAGAAAAAUGA
This is a messenger RNA of Elephantulus edwardii (Cape elephant shrew), 495 nucleotides long. Its product is annotated as protein slowmo homolog 2-like. The coding region runs from base 1 to 495 and encodes 164 amino acids. The transcript has 2 exons. Gene Ontology annotation, cellular component: mitochondrial intermembrane space. Lineage: Eukaryota; Metazoa; Chordata; Mammalia; Macroscelidea; Macroscelididae. Gene Ontology annotation, molecular function: phosphatidic acid transfer activity. The record is from RefSeq and is a predicted model, not a curated record. Gene Ontology annotation, biological process: phospholipid transport.